UGCCAUUCCCCCUCCUCCAUUCUCCCCUUUCUUUGCCUCCACAGCAUCUGCAUCCCAGAGACCAGGCAUGAACUUCAAUCCUGGUGCCCACAUGUCUGCGUUCAGGGGCCUGCCCUUUCUGUCAGCUGCCCCUGUGCCAACACACCAGCCGUUCUGGGAGCCGCCCCUGGCACCAUGGGUGACUGCACCCAUCUCCUAGGCUAACCCUCUGGUGCUGUCCACUUACCCUGGACAACUAUAUGUGCCAGGGCUGUCCACCCUUGGACAACAUGGGCCACAACUGAGGCCAGCAGGGCCCCCUCAUAUUCAGAACAUUGCCCACACUCAGGCACCCCUCAACUGGAGGGCCCCAGGGGUCUUCUGUGGGGGUGUGGAGCAUCCUGCUCCAUUCCUCCUGGCACCUUCUGCCCUGAGGACCACUGUGCCUGCCUCAGCCAGUGGGGUGAUCCAGAACCAUGGGGGCGACUGUCUCCUGGGCCUUAGUCCCCCAGCAUCACCACCAUUUACCGACCUGGCCCCCAUCAUCUUCCCAAUGAAUGCCUGCCAAUGGCCAGGUACAGAGUAUGGGGAGGUCGCACUGCCCACCUUCCAGGCUACAGUGCCACCAGAUGACUCCAGUGGACCUCAGAGCACCUAUGAAGAUUUCAGACUCUGGCAGCGUUUCAAGACCCUGGUCCGCAGGCACCUUCCUCAGACUCCAGAUGUGGAAGCGCUUUCUUGCUUCUUUGUCCCAGUGCUUCGGUCUCUCUCUGAACUGGAGCCCACCAUAACCAUGGAGGAGGCCCUGUGGAAGGGUUUGCAGGAAUGGCAGAGCACUAGCAACUUUGACCGGAUGGCCUUCUAUGAGACUGCAGAAAAGUACAUGGAGUUUGAAGCUGCAGAGGAAAUGGAGGAUCCAAGGAUGCAGCUGUCAGGGGUCUUCCAGUGCCAACCUCCUUCUGUAUCUCUAAGGAGGGAUUUUCCAAGGCCCCCAGUCCCUAAGGCUGUGCAACAACCAGUGUGCAACUCCAGAAAGACCACCCCUAAGGCACAGUGUGCCCACUCAGUACCAGCCAAACGCAAGGCACCAGAGACUAAGAUGUGUGAGACCAAGGCGCCCGAGGAGAUCCCACCUGAAGCCAUCCAAGAGCUCAUGGACAUCCUGGAUGAGCUAGUUGGGCCUGCCAACUUUGCCACGUGGGAGCCUUUCCACUUGUCUAUAGAAGAGAUUGCUGCAAACUUGGGAGACGAAGGACUGGAGCAACAGCCAGUGGAGGAUGAUUUAUAUCCAGAUCCAAGUCUCCUGAGCUACAUUGAUGAGGGCUUUGUCAACAAGAUGGAAACCAUGAUUAACCCCCACUUCUUGGAAGAAUUACUUUCGUCUGAACCAUAUAUAAAUAUCGUGGACCUAACAAAACAGUUGGAGCAGGAAGAAGGACUUAUCUCUAACCAGAGUCUUUCAAAGCGUCCCUUGAAAGACAUGGUCAUGGCUUCUGGACACGUCUGUCCACCACCGCCAGGGGGAGCUUACGCUCUCCGCUAG
This is a messenger RNA of Ictidomys tridecemlineatus (thirteen-lined ground squirrel), 1522 nucleotides long. The record is from RefSeq and is a predicted model, not a curated record. Lineage: Eukaryota; Metazoa; Chordata; Mammalia; Rodentia; Sciuridae.